AACCAUCGUUAAUUUAUCGUCAUCAUCACUAUCAUCAUCACCAACACCAGCAGCAUCAUCAUCAUCGCUGUCAUCACCAACGACACAAUCAUCAACAUCACCAACAACAUCAUCAUCUGGCUGUCAGUGCGCCCCAAGCAGCCGAAGCCUUGGUCGAUCCACUGCUGGAUGAAGGGUUUCUCCUCCUUCCUUCCCAAGCUGCCGACACCAUCUCUCACGAUCCUGCCGAUGGAAUCAUAUUAACAAGCCACCCCGGCACCUGCAAACGCUGGGCUGAUUUCACCGCAAGGCGGGCGCUCACCGUGAGGAUAAAUGUGCCAUGCCGACAAGGAGGAGCUGAGCCCCACUCAAGGGUUGUAGCGGCUGACGUGGUACGGUGGCGUGGUAACAACGGCAGCCCAACGGAGGAGUGUCAGCGGAGUCUGAACGGCCAUGUCUGCGUACAACCUCCUCCGCCUGGUGUCUCACCCCCGCUCGGGUCCUCUACUGCCCUCGGAGGUGAAGCGGCGGGAGCAGCGUGCCCGCGUGACCUUUGCCCCCGAGGAGCUGAGACGGAGGCUUACGACGCUGCAGUUCCACGUGACGCAGCAGCGCGGCACGGAGAGGCCAUUCUCGGGGGAGCUGACCCUGCACAGCGCUGCGGGGACCUAUGGCUGCCUCGUGUGCGGGGCCGCUCUCUUCACGUCUGAAAGCAAGUUCGACUCCGGGUCAGGGUGGCCGUCCUUCUCGGAGGCCGUGACCCCGCACGCCGUCGCGCUUGGGGACGACGUGUCGGGCGGCGUGUGGCGCGUGGAGGCCUCCUGCAGCCAGUGCGGCUCCCACCUGGGCCAUCUCUUUGAGGACGGUCCCCGGCCCAGCCGCAGGAGGUUCUGCGUCAACUCGGCGUCGCUCAGCUUCUGUCCGCGGCUCGGCGGCGCCAACGACGCGGGGCGGCCGGGCCCAGCGCUCGACGACCACGACCACCGGCAGCGCGGCGGCGGCUCGGAGGGCAGCUCGCUCACGUCGCCCCCCCCGGAGGCAAACGGGGGGCACCAAUCGCGUGAGGCCGAGAAUACGGAUUCACUGGAGGGCCCGGCUCCUACGGAUCUGGCCCCAGGACUAGCGAGGGCUUCCUGUGGGGCUGUCCGCGGUUGGAGUUGUGGAGGUGGUGGUGCUGCGGUUGGUAGUUGGAGCUGCGGUGCUAGUGGUGGUGCGACAAAUGUUAAAGACGUGGUGGGUGGGAAAGGUAUAGCUGGUGGUGUUCGUGGGGGUGGUGGUGGUGGUGCAAGAAGUGAUGGAGGUGUUGGUGGGACAGGAGUAGGUGGUAGUGCUGGUGGUGGUGGUUGGAGUUGUGGUGGUGGAAGAAUUAAUAGAGAUGUGGUUGGUUCUAAAGGUGGUGGUCGUUGGGGUUGUGGUGGUGACUCUGGUGAGAGAGGUGUUAGAGAUAUGGUUGGUGGGAAAGGCGUUGGUGGUGGCUUUGGUUGGAGUUACGGUGGAGGUGGUGCAAGAGGUACUCAAAUUGGUGGUGGGCCAGGCGUGGGCGUAGGAAGUGGUGGUGGUGGUGGUGGUAGAGAUGUGGUUGGUGGGAGAGGAGGUGUGGGAGGUAGUCGUGGUGUCUGUGGUCGUGGUUUUGGUGCUGAUGGCGGUGUUGGUCGUGGUGUUGGAUGGGUGUGA
This is a messenger RNA of Petromyzon marinus (sea lamprey), 1653 nucleotides long. NCBI's taxonomy places the organism in Eukaryota, Metazoa, Chordata, Hyperoartia, Petromyzontiformes, Petromyzontidae. The record is from RefSeq and is a predicted model, not a curated record.